Molecule: messenger RNA, 4744 nt
Organism: Hemiscyllium ocellatum (epaulette shark)
Lineage: Eukaryota; Metazoa; Chordata; Chondrichthyes; Orectolobiformes; Hemiscylliidae
Gene: ndor1
Product: NADPH dependent diflavin oxidoreductase 1
Exons: 16
Coding region: 143-1936 (597 amino acids)
Cellular component (GO): cytosol
Molecular function (GO): flavin adenine dinucleotide binding; NADPH-hemoprotein reductase activity; FMN binding
Source: RefSeq, a predicted model, not a curated record
GGCAGCGGGACUGUCGUAAAGUGUGACGGUCCCGGAGACACGGUCAACAGAUUCCUCCACCACUAUUACUUAUUUUAGUGUUUCCUGAGAUGGGACCUCUUUUAGGUUAGAUUCUGAAGGUGACAGUGCAGAUCUAUGGAAGAUGGUUGAGCGGAAGCUGCUGGUGUUGUUUGGUAGUCAGACUGGCACAGCACAGGAUGUGGCUGAGCGGAUCGGAAGGGAAGGAGUACGGCGACACUUCAAAUGCAGAGUGAUGCCAUUGGAUAGUUAUACAAUUGCUGAGCUGAUCCAGGAGCCCUUGGUGGUGUUUGUGUGCUCCACCACAGGUCAGGGUGAACCUCCAGACAACAUGAAGAAAUUUUGGCGAUUUAUCUUUCGAAGGAACCUUCCUGCAAACUCCCUUUCCCUGAUGGAUUGUGCUGUCCUGGGUCUUGGAGAUUCCUCCUAUCCAAAGUUUAACUUUGUUGCCAAGAAGCUAAGUAAGCGUUUGAUUCAGCUGGGAUGCAAUGGAUUGCUGCCUGUUGGAUUGGGCGAUGAUCAGCAUGACCUGGGACCUGAUGCUGUAAUUGAUCCCUGGUUAAAGCAGUUCUGGGAGCAAGCCUUGGAUCUCUACCCUCUGCCACCAGGGUUAAACGUGCUUGGUGAUGAUAUCAUAUUGCCAUCGAAAUACAGCUUUCAGUUUGAGGAUGAUGUAACCGGUGGUGUCUCAGUGGAACCAUAUGACAAAAAUGCACAAGCUAAAUUCCCACCCUCUCAGCUCCACCCAUUUCCUGCUCAGAUGAUCUCAAAUGAAAGGGUCACAGAUGAAAACCACUUCCAGGACGUUCGGCUCAUCACCUUCGAUAUCACUGGCUCUGGCAUUGAAUACUCUGCAGGAGACGUGGCCAUGAUUGAACCUCGAAACUCACCAGAAAGUGUUGAGCAGUUCUGUCAGCUCCUUCGACUCGACCCAAACAAAACAUUUCUACUGAAGCCCAACGAUUCAGCAAUCCCACUUCCUGCUCGAUUGCCACAGCCCUGUACUGUCAAGUACCUGCUGGAGCGUUACCUGGAUAUUAACUGCGUCCCACGACGUUCCUUCUUUGAUCUCUUGUCAUACUUUUCUCCUGAUGAGAUGGAGCGGGAAAAACUAAAGGAAUUCAGCUCAGCUGAGGGCCAGGACGAGUUGUAUAGCUACUGCAACAGGCUUCGCAGGACCACCUUGGAGAUACUGUAUGACUUUCCUCAUACCACCUCAGCCAUUCCAGCCGACUAUCUCUUUGACCUCAUUCCUGAAAUUCGACCUCGGGCAUUCUCCAUUGCUUCUUCGCAGCUGGCUUAUCCCAGUCAGAUUCAGAUUCUGAUGGCUGUUGUUCGGUACAGGACCAAGUUGAAGAAGCCUCGUUGUGGCCUUUGUUCCAGUUGGCUAGGAUCCCAGAAUCCACAGCAGAAUGCUGUUUAUGUGCCAUUAUGGGUGAAGAAGGGGAUGCUGCAAUUUCCCACAGAUACCAAAACCCCCGUAAUUAUGGUUGGACCGGGCACAGGAGUGGCGCCAUUCCGAGCAGUAAUCCAGGAACGUGUUGUGGAAGGAAAGAAAGGUAAUUACCUAUUUUUUGGCUGCCGAGGGAAGUCCAAGGAUUUCUUCUGCCGAGCAGAGUGGGAGGAGCUGAACCAGAAGGGCUUACUGACCCUAAUCACAGCCUUCUCCCGGGACCAGGAGGAUAAGAUCUAUGUCCAACACCGGAUAAAGGAGAAUGGAUCUCUGAUAUGGAAGCUUAUUCAGAAUGAACAGGCAUAUUUCUACAUAGCGGGAAACGCUAAGAUGAUGCCAACACAGGUCACAGAUUCCCUAAAGUCUAUUUUCCAGUCAGAAGGUGGCCUCUCAGAACCUGAGUCUGAGCAGCUUCUCGUGGAACUGGAACGAUGUGGCCGAUUCCAGACGGAGACCUGGUCCUGACCAUCUCAGGAAGUAGCGGGUGAAACCAGCAAUGUGCCACUUAGACCAAGCUUGGAGUCCAAGCAACACAUUCUGUCCUCCUGAAAUAAGGAGACAGUAAGUGCAGUCCGAUUGCAUCGAUUGUAACUCUGAGUUGGUUCCCAAACCAACCACCAACCCCUCUCCACCCCCACCCCCCGCCCCCCAUUCUCUCUAUCACUAAGGAACUGAAAAGAAAGUGAUUGUAUUGUGUUGUAAUUUAUCAUUCACAAGAUUGUUUCAGUAAUCACUGAUUACUCACUCAACUAUAAGGAUUCUGAAGGUUCCAAAUAAAAUGGAGAUAUAUACCACUGAACUGGAAAUUGAAUAACCUUGUAUGUAAUAUUAAUGCUGAUCGUGAUGGUAAACUUGAAGGCCACAUCUUCAAGAAGCUCCUCCAUGUUUCUGCUAAUGGAACGCCAGAUGUUCAGGGAAAGCUUCCAAAUGGACUGUGGUUUAGCUGUGAUAUUUGUCCCUACACAGCUUCCAUAAUGGAGGCUGGAGAUGCAGAGCAAUGAAAAGCUGGAGCUGUGAACCUUGUGUUUGUUCCUGGAAGUGCACACUCCUUAUUUCAGGCUAUCCUCACCCCACCCUCAACCAAAGUCAAACAUUGCUCACUUUCUCCAAGCAGCUACAACAGUGACACACUGUUCCAGAGCCGGCAAGCUGCUCUACCCCAGCUGAACUGUCUUCAGUGUAAAAUCCCUGUAUUGGAGAAGGGAAAAGACUAAGCAACUGGAGAAUAUCACCAUCCCGAGGUGACUGGCUCAAAGACAGCCUGGACGCUGAGCUGGAGACUAGGUUAAUGGCUGCUCUUAGAGAUCAGAAGACCAUGAUAACUGAAUACUGGAUCAAUACAAUACAAUAGAAAGCAAGAAUAAGUUAGCCAGUAAUGACACACCAGCAAAUAGGGCGAUGAAGAUACAAUUGAACCUAAAGAAAGGGAUACACACUAGGUACAUAGACACUAAAGACAUUGAUAACUAAAGGGAAUAUGAAAAGAUUAGGCAGUAAGUCCAAAAGAAAGCCAGGAAGAAACUACAAAAUUAAAUUAAUGAGGAAUAUAAAAAGAAAAACUAAGAUAUUCUAAAAAGACACCGAAUAACAAGUAAAAUCACGAUGAGGAUAUAGGACACACAUGAGAAACUCUUAAAUAAUGAUAAAAUAGCAGGAAGAAUUAAUUAUGGAUGUUACAGUCAUAGGGUCAUACAGUGUGGAAACAAACUCUUCAGUCCAACAAAUUCACACCAAUAAUGUUCCCAAGCCAAACUAGUCCUACUUGCCUGUAUUUGGUCCAUAUCCCUCCAAACCUUUCCUAUUCAUUUACUUAUCCAAAUGUCUUUUAAAUAUUGUAACUAUAUUUGCAGCUACCAUUUCCUGUAGCAGUUCACAGACAAAAUUAUUUUGUGUAAAAAAAAUUGCCUCUCGUGUCCUUUUCACAGCUUUCUCCUCUCAUCUUAAAAAUACGUCCCCUAAUUUUGAAAUCCCCCCACUGCACAGAAAAGACCCUUGCUAUUCACCUUAUCUAUGCCCCUCAUGAAUUUAUAAACCUCAAUAAGGCCAUCCCUCAAUCUACAAUGCUCCAGUGAUGAAGGUCCCAGCCUAUCCAGCCUCUCCUUAUAACUCAAACCCCUGAUAACAAAUAAUGACAUUUGAUGUUUACAGAGUUGACAGGCAUGACAUUAGAAUUUUAAAAAUGUAAAAUAAUCCAAAGGGAAAAAUCAACAAACAAUGGAAAACCAAUGGAGCACAGAAUGUGAGUAUUGCCAUAAGAAAAGAAACAUGCUGUCAAAAGCUUUUUGUGUUGCAUUCAGGAGAGAUGGAGGAAUACCUAAUCUCAAAGUGAACAACAAGUUAUACUGUAUGAGAAGAGGAUACUUGUGAAAUGAUUGGUACCUGGACUCUGGUUGGCUGAGGUGUUGCCAUGGAGAAUGCAGUUGUUAAAUUGGGGAUAUUGUUGACCCCAGGGUUUCAUAAAGGGAUUAGAUUAGAUUAGAUUUACAGUGUGGAAACAGGCCCUUCGGCCCAACAAGUCCACACCGACCCGCCGAAGCGCAACCCACCCAUACCCCUUACCUAACACUACGGGGAAUUUAGCAUGGCCAAUUCACCUGACCCGCACAUCUUUGGACUGUGGGAGGAAACCGGAGCACCCGGAGGAAACCCACGCAGACACGGGGAGAAUGUGCAAACUCCACACAGUCAGUCGCCUGAGGCGGGAAUUGAACCCAGGUCCCUGGCGCUGUGAGGCAGCAGUGCUAACCACUGUGCCACCGUGCUGCCCUAAAUUCAAAACAGGCAAGUUGAUUCUGAUUGGUUGAGGCCCUCGGGAAAUGUAAAAGGACACAGUUGCCUCUCAGGCUUUUGUUCAAUUGAAUGCCUGAACUUGUUAUUUUUGUUUGCAGAGGAGAGGACAGUGUGGUUGAAUAAAUAUGGUAGCUAAUAUGUGGAAUUGAGUUGUUCUGUGAACCAAAACUGAUUAUCCUAAUUUGGCUGUUGGUGUAAUUCUGAGUGCAUUUGGGAUUGUUGGGUAAGUGAUGUUCAGACAUGGAAUCACACCUGAUGAAAGACUCCAUGUUCUUAGAUUUGGAAGCAUAAAUUGAUUGAGUACAAUCCGUUGCAAAUCGACUUUGUGUUGGAUGUGAGCCAUUAGUCACUGGGGCUUGUGGCCUAUAUACCUGGCAUCACACUGCCACUGAAAUGCAUAUGCCAUAUUACUCAUUGUGAUUCCAUGAGUUGACUACUGGACAUUCUUGAUGCAAUUCCUUUAAUUUUUGUGAAUCACUAUAA